This is a messenger RNA of Fonsecaea erecta, 1605 nucleotides long. RefSeq lists its product as hypothetical. Bases 1 to 1605 code for a protein of 534 amino acids. The record is from RefSeq and is a predicted model, not a curated record. Gene Ontology annotation, molecular function: flavin adenine dinucleotide binding; N,N-dimethylaniline monooxygenase activity; NADP binding. The transcript is spliced from 2 exons. NCBI's taxonomy places the organism in Eukaryota, Fungi, Ascomycota, Eurotiomycetes, Chaetothyriales, Herpotrichiellaceae.
AUGGCCAUCACCGUCGCCAUCGUCGGGAUGGGCCCUUUGGGACUCAUGGCGCUGAAAAUCCUCAAAGAAGAUGGGUUCGCAGUGACCGGGUUCGAGAAGCGAAGCUGGGUGGGUGGACUAUGGAAGCAGUCGUACGACUCGACGCUCUCGGUCACAGAGAAGACCGUGUUCAACAGCAGUCGCUUCCGCGCCGCCAUCUCUGACUACCCUUUCCCCGAGGAUGUGGACGACUACCCCACGGCGAAACAGAUCUGGACGUACCUGCAGAGUUACUGUGACGACUUCGGCCUGCGACCGCAUAUCCGCCUCAACGCCGAAGUAAAGACUUUUUCACGAGCCCAGGGGAAAUGGACCAUUGAGUACGUCCAGGAUGGAACCAGUCGCAUCGACGUCUUCGACAAGUUGCUCAUCUCCCCCGGCUCCUUCGUCGUGCCGCGGUCGCCCACUUUGAAGGACAUCCACAAGUUCGAGGGCAAGGUCCUUCACGCCGUCGAGUUCCCUCAUCCGUCUCGGUUCCGGGGCCAGAACGUCCUCCUGAUCGGAUUUCAUGCCACCGCGCAGGACCUGGUCGUCGAGUUGUCGGAACACGCCAAAAAGGUCUACAUUGCGCACAAGAAUGGCUUGCUCCUGAUUCCUCGCUACACAGCAGACGGCAGGACCUACGACCAAGCGCAAACCAUGUCGCUCGUGUUCGUCCAAGUUUUCAUGGAGCGGUGGUUCCCCCGGCUGUGGACGUGGUUCGUGGAUACGGUGUUCGCAGCGAUGUCGAGAAAAGCAUUUCCCAACCAGCGGAAAGAAUGGAAUCUCUCCCCAGCCCUGUCCAUCGCCACAUCCCCGCCCUUGGUCGCCGACGAGAUCUACCCGUUCCUGGAGAGCGGCUUCGCAGAGCCCGUGUCGGCGGUGCAGGAGGUCCUCGGCCCCCACGCCGUCCGCCUGACCGACGGGUGCCUGCUCGAGGGAGUCGACGCCAUCAUCUACGCCACGGGCUACGAAGCCGCCGUCCCCUGCGCGCCGGCCGAAUACAACCCGUACCCGGUGGCGGACGAGGCGCCGUACCUGUACCGCAACAUCUUCCCGCUCCACCCGGACGCGGACGUGCGCAACUCGCUCGCGUUCCUGGGCCAGGGCGCCUUCCCGUUCCCGGGCUUCGUGCUGUUCGAGCUGACGGCCAUGGCGGUGUCGCAGAUCUGGCAGGGCCGGACGCCCCUCCCGUCCCUGGACGAGAUGCUGGCGUGGCACCGCGCCCACAUCGCCUGGCGCGAGAACGUGGUGCGCCGGACCCAGUCCCGGGCCCCGUCGCAUUUCCACACCGUCUUCAUGCGCACGCCGGACCAUCUCCCGUGGCUGGACCGCGUGGCCGGCACGGGCGUGCUGGCGCACUUUUCGCUCUUCAGCUGGCGCGCCUGGCGCUUCUGGUGGACCAGUGGCGACCGGGGCUUCUACCGCCUGUGCCGCUCCGGCGUGUUCUCCCCGGCCAUCUGGCGCCUGUUCGACAUGGGUCGCCGCAAGCCCUGGGCCGGCGCGCGGAGCCAGAUCGUCGAGGACAAUCGCAUCGCCGAGGCGAGGCGGCAGGAGAGGUUGAGGGCGGUGGAGAAGUUGUUGUAG